Messenger RNA from Panicum hallii, 2152 nucleotides. Its product is annotated as casein kinase 1. The record is from RefSeq and is a predicted model, not a curated record. Gene Ontology annotation, molecular function: protein serine/threonine kinase activity; ATP binding. Gene Ontology annotation, cellular component: cytoplasm; nucleus. NCBI's taxonomy places the organism in Eukaryota, Viridiplantae, Streptophyta, Magnoliopsida, Poales, Poaceae. The transcript has 13 exons. The coding region runs from base 306 to 1799 and encodes 497 amino acids. Gene Ontology annotation, biological process: signal transduction; peptidyl-serine phosphorylation; endocytosis.
CCCCCGGAAAUCAGAGACGCGAGCGGCGAAUCCCUAGCCCUGGCCCCGAAUCCCACCCGAAACCUCCGAGUUCGCUCGCCUAUCCGAUCCGCCGACCGCCGCCGCUGCUCCGUCGCCGGCGGCGGUUCGCGGCGCGGAAUCUACCUUCUGGUUGGGAGAUCCGGGGGGACUCCUUUAUCCUGGGCGUUCCGGGGCUCGAAUCUUGCGGCGGGCGGGCAAUGUGAGUGGUCUCCGUCGGAGGGCGACAAUCUGCGGCGCGGUUCGUGGGCGAAUCUUGCGGCGGCGGGGUUGCGCGGUCCGCGGGGAUGGAGCACGUGAUCGGAGGGAAGUUUAAGCUGGGGAAGAAGAUUGGGAGCGGAUCUUUCGGGGAGCUCUACCUCGGCGUCAACAUACAGAGCGGCGAGGAGGUGGCUAUCAAGUUGGAAUCUGUCAAAUCAAGGCAUCCUCAGCUUCAUUAUGAGUCAAAGCUAUAUAUGCUUCUCCAAGGGGGAACUGGGAUUCCUCAUUUGAAGUGGUUCGGAGUGGAGGGGGAGUACAAUGUCAUGGUCAUUGAUCUUCUUGGUCCAAGUCUGGAGGACUUAUUCAACUUCUGCAGCAGAAGAUUCUCUCUUAAAACAGUACUUAUGCUAGCUGAUCAGAUGAUAGCCAGGGUAGAGUACAUGCACACGAGGGGGUUUCUUCACCGUGAUAUCAAGCCAGACAACUUCCUUAUGGGCUUAGGCCGUAAAGCAAGCCAGGUUUAUGUCAUUGACUAUGGCCUUGCGAAGAAGUAUCGGGACCUCCAAACUCAUAAGCACAUACCAUACAGGGAGAACAAAAAUCUCACAGGAACAGCACGAUAUGCUAGUGUAAACACCCAUCUUGGAGUAGAACAAAGCAGGAGAGACGACCUAGAGUCCCUUGGUUACGUGCUGAUGUAUUUCUUGAGAGGAAGCCUUCCUUGGCAAGGCUUGAAAGCCGGCACAAAAAAACAGAAGUAUGACAAAAUUAGUGAGAAGAAAAUGCUAACUUCAAUAGAGGUAAUUGAUUUAUUUCGCACAAAGUUUUUUAACAAUCAUAAGUUACUGUUCUGUUGGAUUGUAAUCUAUUGCUGCCCAUGUUUUUCACAAUUUGUGCAGGCCCUCUGUAAAUCUUAUCCAUCAGAAUUCACUACAUACUUCCAUUAUUGCCGAUCUUUGCGAUUUGAAGAUAAGCCAGACUAUAGCUAUUUGAAGAAAAUCUUCCGGGAUUUAUUCAUCCGUGAAGGGUACCAGCAUGAUUAUGUCUUUGAUUGGACUGUAGCAAGGCAAGCUGCGGACAAUAACAGAUUGCGACUGAGUGGGAGAGGUGGGUUGGUGGGACCAUCGGCAGACCGGGCUGAGCGGGCUGCAGCGAGACAGGAUGUUCCGGAUAGAUUCCCCGGUCCAGUUGAUGCAUUUGGUAGAAGAACCGGCUCUGGUUCUGGCCAUUAUGGUGAACACACAAAGCACAGAUCUCUAUUGGAUACACUUUUAGCACCCAAGACGACUGUUGAUUCGGAUAGAAGGCGGCCUUCAUCGUCGCGGAAUGGGAGCACGUCAAGGAAGGCCCUUCUGUCAAGCAGCAGAGGCUCUGGAGAUCCCAGUGACCCGAAUCGCAGUAGCCACCUAGUCCCGACCAGCAGCGGCAGCAGCCGCCCAUCAACUAAUCUAAGGCUUCAUCAGUCAACAGGACUUGAGGGCAGGACCUCAUCAUUGUCGAAACCAGGAAGAGUCGUCCAUGAUGAUCCCACUAUGAGGAACUUUGAACGCCUUACUAUCAGUGCAGACAGGAGGAAAUGAAAUUUUUACUAUAGCAAAAGAUCUGAGCUGCUCUCACUUUGCUAUAGCGCCGAGAUUCAUUUGGUUCCAAGUUAUGCUUACUGAUGAGCAAGUUAAAUGAUUCUGUGCUAUACAUGAUGCUGUGAUCUGCACAUAACUAUACUUGUCAAAUCUUGGCACAGAUGAUUUGGGUUCUUUUAAUUCAGUGAACUGUUCUUUCAAAUGGCCACGGAAGCACACAGCACACCAUUAGAGGGACCCGGGAUUGGCUGCAGUGUUUAGCCAUGCGGGUCAAAAUGAUGUUAAUGAUGACUCUGAUAUUUGUAAAAUGUCAAUGGAAUAAAACGUUUCAGUACACUUGCAUUACCUUCGAA